Molecule: messenger RNA, 1515 nt
Organism: Ophidiomyces ophidiicola
Lineage: Eukaryota; Fungi; Ascomycota; Eurotiomycetes; Onygenales; Onygenaceae
Gene: MSF1
Product: phenylalanyl-tRNA synthetase alpha subunit, mitochondrial
Exons: 1
Coding region: 1-1515 (504 amino acids)
Biological process (GO): phenylalanyl-tRNA aminoacylation
Cellular component (GO): cytoplasm; mitochondrion
Molecular function (GO): tRNA binding; ATP binding; phenylalanine-tRNA ligase activity
Source: RefSeq, a predicted model, not a curated record
AUGAGGCUGCUUGCGACGGGCAGAGCGCUCCGAGUGGGCUACCAGCAGCGCUCCGUUACAAUCAGCGCUUGCUUCGGCCACUCUCUGGCGCGUCGCUGGCCAGCUGCGCUCGGCAGAAAUAGCUCUACGGCCGCUCCGCAACCUUCGGCGAACACGUCCGACAGCCUGAAAGAUGCCUUCCCACGGCCGGCCGCACCAUCGCCCGCGGCAUUUUCGGCGGUUGUAGUAGGCGCGAACUCCUAUCCGAGAGACGAAUGGACCAACACGUCGCAAACCAUACUCUCCCAUGUCGGGCGUCGAAUCUACCUCGACGAGAACCACCCGUUGUCGAUCACGCGCAAGUUGAUUGAGGCACAGUUCAGCGGCCCGGAAUACGGAAAUUAUGCAGAGAAAGAUCCUAUUGUUUCUGUUGCGCAGAAUUUUGAUGAAUUGGGCUUCCCAGCCGAUCACCCUGGGCGCAGUCGAACCGACACAUAUUAUAUCAACAGGGACACCGUUUUGAGAACGCACACGAGUGCCCACCAGCGCGCAUACUUCAAGCAGAUGCACAAGAAUGGGAGUAUUAAGCCGGAGGAAAAGGGAUACACCAUUGUUGCUGAUGUUUAUCGUCGCGACGCAAUUGAUAAGAGUCAUUACCCUGUCUUUCAUCAGAUGGAAUGCGCAAGGCUGUGGAAACGACCCGUCACAGCAGCUGCUAUUCUGCGUGACUUGAAACGCUUACCUCGUCAUGACGUUCCUGUUGAAGACCCCAAUCCAGCCGUCCAUCCUGAAAGGAAUCCCUUGCAAGAAAAAGCCCACGCGCUCGAAGAGGUUGAGGCCGUUGUUGCUCACCUCAAACGUUCGCUUGAGCUUCUCGUCAUCAAGAUAUUCUCCGCUGCAAAAGAAGCAACCGCUGAUGUCUCAAAUCCUGAACCAUUAAAGAUGCGUUGGGUCGAAGCCUCGUUUCCCUUUACCAGUCCCAGCUACGAAUUAGAGGUGUAUUGGCAGGGCGAAUGGCUUGAAGUCCUUGGAUCAGGCGUCGUCAAACACGAACUUCUUACGUCCUCAGACGUGCCGGGCCAUAUUGGAUGGGCGUUCGGUCUUGGUUUAGAACGGAUCGCAAUGCUCUUGUUUAACAUUCCGGACAUUCGCCUAUUCUGGUCUCAAGAUACCCGAUUCUUGUCCCAAUUCAAUGCCGGUAAAGUUGUUCGGUUCGUUCCAUUUUCCAAGCACCCAGCUUGUUACAAGGAUGUUGCUUUUUGGUUAAGGUCUACAGCCACCGGAAGUGCGGCUGGAGGAGCUGUGCCAUUUCAUGAAAAUGACAUUAUGGAAAUCGUCCGAGAUGUCGCUGGGGAUUUAGUCGAGGAUGUUCGGCUGGUUGAUGAGUUUACUCAUCCGAAAACAGGUCGUAAGAGUUUCUGUUACCGGAUCAACUAUCGAAGCUUGGAGAGGACCCUUACCAAUGAAGAGACGAAUGAGCUUCAUGAAAAGGUAAGGGAAAAGCUGGUAGAUAAAAUCGGCGUUGAGUUGAGAUGA